Mus musculus (house mouse) is the source of this 2657-nucleotide messenger RNA. It is a transcript of the gene Synpr, whose product is annotated as synaptoporin. Bases 372 to 1169 code for a protein of 265 amino acids. The record is from RefSeq and is marked validated. The transcript has 5 exons. NCBI's taxonomy places the organism in Eukaryota, Metazoa, Chordata, Mammalia, Rodentia, Muridae. Gene Ontology annotation, cellular component: membrane; synaptic vesicle; synapse.
GCUUGUGCAAAGCAGCCUGCACUUGCAGUUGUGAGCAGAGAGCCAAGUGUGGGAGUGCACAACGGAGGUAACGUCCUCCCCACAAAGCAGCCAGCACACAGCAAGGGAGUAUCAGGUUCCUGUAGUCAGCUGUGGGCUGUCACUGUCUACUAAUAUGACUGUCUUCCCAUCUCUCUGCAAGAAGGCAGAAGCUGCUAUCUGAUUGGUAUAGCAUCUGACUUUCCCUCUGCAUUGAUUUCUUGUCCUUUUCCUUUGCUUCAUAAAGAGAGGGACAAGAGCUGGUGCUGUGGACAGAGAAGCUUCAUUUUUAGUAUGAGACAACCUCUUUAUUUUUUCAGGAGAGGGAAGUUGGAUUAUCAAUUCUUUUGUAAAUGUGUAUGGUGAUAUUUGCUCCGCUUUUUGCAAUGUUUGCAUUUGCAACAUGUGGUGGCUAUUCAGGAGGCCUGCGGCUGAGUGUGGACUGUGUCAAUAAGACAGAAAGUAACCUCAGCAUUGACAUAGCGUUUGCGUACCCAUUCAGGCUGCAACAGGUGACCUUUGAAGUGCCCACCUGUGAGGGAAAGGAACAGCAGAAGCUGGCAUUGGUUGGAGACUCCUCAUCCUCAGCAGAAUUCUUUGUCACCGUGGCUGUGUUCGCCUUUCUCUACUCCCUGGCUGCCACGGUCGUGUACAUUUUCUUCCAGAACAAGUACCGCGAAAACAACCGGGGCCCACUCAUUGACUUUAUCGUCACUGUAGUCUUUUCAUUCUUGUGGCUGGUGGGUUCCUCUGCUUGGGCAAAAGGACUGUCUGAUGUCAAAGUGGCAACAGAUCCCAAAGAAGUCCUGUUGCUGAUGUCAGCUUGCAAGCAGCCUUCCAACAAGUGCAUGGCUGUCCACAGCCCUGUCAUGUCCAGCUUAAACACAUCUGUGGUCUUCGGGUUUUUGAAUUUUAUCCUCUGGGCUGGAAACAUUUGGUUUGUUUUCAAGGAGACUGGCUGGCAUUCCUCUGGACAGAGAUACCUUUCAGACCCCAUGGAGAAGCACUCCAGCAGCUACAAUCAAGGACGCUACAACCAAGAGAGUUAUGGGUCAAGUGGUGGGUACAGCCAGCAGGCGAAUCUGGGGCCAACUUCCGAUGAGUUUGGCCAACAGCCUAGUGGUCCCACUUCCUUUAACAAUCAGAUAUAACGGAGUAUCACCCAAAUUCUUCUGGUGAUAGCAUCACCACCCUCCAUUUCAGUAGCAGAAGAAUUUUUAAGAGUUUCAAUCAAUUAUUAAUGUAGAGAAUGUUGAAUGUAAAUCAGAGAUCUGUAGUCCUCAUUAAGACACAAAGGCCUGGGUGGUGAUAAAUGGUACUUAGAGAUGAGAUGUCAUAAGGAGAUAAAUUAUUCAUCACAGAUGGGUAAUUAGAAAGUAUCUUGUUAUAUACACAGACACUUUUAUGGUCGUUUUGUAUUGUGGUAAAAAUAGUAGAAGCAUUUGUAGCUUAAAGUCUCUAGUAUGUAAUGUGCAUAGAUUACCUUAAAUAGUAUACAGUUUUCGUAUGUGUUUUGAUGCAACAAAUAUUUUACUGAUUUCUAGAUGACUAUUUGAUGAAUCACAUCAUGCAUGCAUUACUAUUUUUUAGUUUAGGCCUUUUAGAACUGUAACUCUGUUUUGAUAAUUAUUCUCUAUUGUUUUCACUUGAUAAAACAAUGUUUAUAUGAUUUCAUGCAUGAAUAAGUAUUUUCUCACAGAAUGUUUGGCUGUAUUUCUGGAGACAUUUCAGUUUGCAUCAUGAGUUUGUUAAGCAAGUAUUUAAAGACAUGUAUGCAUGUCUUUCUAGACUUUGCAAGUUUGUCACUCUGACUUUACCCAAGUUCUGAAUGCAUUAGAGCUAAAGUCUGGGAGCUUUCCCUAUUUGUCAAUAGUGUUCUGUAAGGUGACUGCUCAACACUUCUCUGAUUUAUUUAAGUAAAUAUUUACAUUCUUGUAACUUUCUAUGCAGUUUCGUGUAUCUUAUCUUACGAGCCAUGACUGAUAACGUCCAAUGACCCUGUGCUUGUAGAGUGGCGUUUUCUUUGCAUCCAGAGAGGCAGAUUUAGACACCAUAGUUUAAGUAGUAUUAAGAAAUGAGCUAUGCUGUUUUAUGUGACCAAAUGAACGUUUGUUUAGUUUUGUUUAUUUUUGAAGCUAAUAUGUUGUUCAUUCUAAUUUUAGAAAUCUCAUGUUAUAGCUUAACAGAAUUACUAAUUUCGAUUUGCUUAUACAUAGAUUAAUAAUGGCUUCUCUAUGUCACUCUAUUCCCAAAGAGGGUUCUCAUGAAACUCUCCACAGAACAUAUUCAUUAUUAAGAAGAAACCAAUCUUCGUUUCUUCAUUUUAACUCAAUUGAAAUAAGAAUGCCCAACAGGAAGGGCAAGCUAAACAUCUGUGCUUCUAGAUAAAGUUGUAACUGAUGUGCAAAUUGUAUGUGUGAUCUGUGAUGUUGAAAGCAGUUUAGCACAAAAUAGGCUGUCUUAAAUACUAUCUGUAACUAGUUUCUUAAAUCCUAUUGUUUAUUAAAUCCUGUACUGUGAUAUCUAUUUGACCUCAAUAAAGUUAUUGCAUACAAACUGACUGAACAAUGAAGAAUCAUAACUAUAGGGCCCUGUUGGCUUUAAUCAUGAGAGAAUAAAGGUUAAAUGCAAUUCUUCUA